Messenger RNA from Castor canadensis (American beaver), 677 nucleotides. NCBI's taxonomy places the organism in Eukaryota, Metazoa, Chordata, Mammalia, Rodentia, Castoridae. The record is from RefSeq and is a predicted model, not a curated record.
GCAGAAUUUACAGCCAUGCGGGAGCAAUACAUGCGAGGUGGAGAGGGUUUUAUCAUCUGCUACUCUGUCACUGACCGCCAGUCAUUCCAGGAGGCCGCCAAGUUUAAAGAGCUCAUUUUUCAGGUUCGCCACACCUAUGAAAUUCCCCUGGUGUUGGUGGGUAACAAAAUUGACCUGGAACAGUUCCGGCAGGUUUCUACAGAAGAAGGCUUGAGUCUUGCCCGAGAAUAUAACUGUGCUUUUUUUGAGACCUCUGCAGCCCUCAGAUUCUGCAUUGAUGAUGCCUUUCAUGGCUUAGUGAGGGAAAUUCGCAAGAAGGAGUCCAUGCCAUCCUUGAUGGAAAAGAAAUUGAAGAGAAAAGAUAGCUUGUGGAAGAAGCUAAAAGGCUCAUUGAAGAAGAAGAGAGAAACCAUGACAUGAUAUCCCUGCUUUUGAGUCUCUCCAUCUCUCUCUCUAAAUUUUUUCAGUCAAACAACUGUGGAUGUAGCAUUCUGCUCCAAUAUUCUUUGUCUCUCUUUAAAUACCUGUCUAUAGGUAAAAGUAAGGUCUGCAUAAUUGUACCUCUGUGAUAAUUUUGUUUUGCCUUUAACAGUUGGAUGGAUUUUGUCAAUCAACCAGAUAUGCUGUUUAGUUUUUACAAUAUAUUACUAAAUAAAAUUGACAUUCCACUUGCCUCA